Lepus europaeus (European hare) is the source of this 6138-nucleotide messenger RNA. It is a transcript of the gene PCSK5, whose product is annotated as proprotein convertase subtilisin/kexin type 5. The record is from RefSeq and is a predicted model, not a curated record. Gene Ontology annotation, cellular component: Golgi membrane; trans-Golgi network. Gene Ontology annotation, biological process: peptide hormone processing. Gene Ontology annotation, molecular function: serine-type endopeptidase activity. NCBI's taxonomy places the organism in Eukaryota, Metazoa, Chordata, Mammalia, Lagomorpha, Leporidae. The coding region runs from base 478 to 6138 and encodes 1886 amino acids. The transcript has 38 exons.
UGCUCGGUGCCGGAGAGAGCGCAGGGAGCCAGCCAGCGAGCGCUCGGAGCCCGGGCCAGCAGAGGGGGCGCCCGGCCGCUGGCUGCACUGCCCCCGCCGGCCGACUUCGCCGCUCUUGGGGGCCCAGGGAGGAGCAAGAGGCAGUCGGGGAGUCCCGGAGCCCAGCCGGAGAGACCCAACUGCGGAGGGCGCCCGCCCUGCGCCGGAGCCGAGGAGCGCCGGCUGACCGCCCCGCGGGCUGGAGAGCAGGGAGCUCAGGGUCUCCGCAGCGCCAGGGAUGGUCUAGGAGCCGGCGAGAGGUCCGCUGCUUGGCUCCCUGUCGGCGCUCGCCGCCUCCUGCCGAUCGCCUGGGGCUGCGAGCCGCGGGGCUGCGCGCCGGGGCGGCCCAGGCCGAAGUUAGUUGUGCGCGCCGCUCAGCGCGCAGAGCCAGCGAGCGAGCGAGCGAGCGAGGGAGAGAGGCAGCGAGGCGCCGGGACCAUGGGCUGGGGGAACCUCUGUGGCUGCCCGGGACGGCUGGACCUGCUGUGCGUGCUAGCGCUGCUCGGGGGCUGCCUGCUCCCGGUGUGCCGGACGCGCGUCUACACCAACCACUGGGCAGUCAAAAUCUCCGGCGGCUUCGCGGAGGCCGACCGCAUCGCCAGCAAGUACGGCUUCCUCAACAUAGGACAGAUAGGGGCCCUCAAGGACUACUACCACUUCUACCAUAGCAGGACGAUUAAAAGGUCAGUUCUCUCGAGCAGAGGGACCCACAGUUUCAUUUCAAUGGAACCAAAGGUGGAGUGGAUCCAACAGCAAGUGGUAAAAAAACGCACAAAAAGGGAUUAUGACCUCAACCGUGCCCAGUCUACCUACUUCAACGAUCCCAAGUGGCCUAGCAUGUGGUAUAUGCACUGCAGUGACAACACGCAUCCCUGCCAAUCAGAUAUGAACAUUGAAGGAGCCUGGAAGAGGGGCUACACGGGAAAGAACAUUGUCGUCACCAUCCUGGACGAUGGCAUUGAGAGAACCCAUCCGGAUCUGAUGCAAAACUAUGAUGCUCUGGCAAGUUGUGAUGUGAAUGGAAAUGACUUGGACCCAAUGCCUCGAUACGAUGCAAGCAAUGAGAACAAGCACGGGACCCGCUGUGCUGGGGAAGUGGCUGCCGCUGCAAACAACUCUCACUGCACUGUCGGAAUUGCUUUCAACGCCAAGAUCGGAGGAGUGCGAAUGCUGGAUGGAGAUGUCACAGACAUGGUGGAAGCCAAGUCGGUCAGCUACAAUCCUCAGCACGUGCACAUUUACAGCGCCAGCUGGGGCCCCGAUGAUGACGGCAAGACUGUGGAUGGACCAGCUCCCCUCACCCGGCAAGCCUUUGAAAAUGGCGUUAGAAUGGGGAGGAGAGGUCUUGGUUCUGUGUUUGUGUGGGCCUCUGGAAAUGGUGGAAGAAGCAAAGAUCACUGUUCCUGUGAUGGCUAUACCAACAGCAUCUAUACUAUCUCCAUUAGCAGCACAGCAGAAAGUGGAAAGAAACCAUGGUACCUGGAAGAAUGUUCGUCCACACUGGCUACAACCUACAGCAGUGGAGAGUCCUAUGAUAAGAAAAUAAUCACUACAGAUCUGAGGCAGCGUUGCACAGACAACCACACUGGGACAUCGGCCUCGGCCCCAAUGGCUGCGGGCAUCAUUGCACUGGCCCUGGAAGCCAAUCCGUUUCUGACCUGGAGAGACGUACAGCAUGUUAUUGUCAGGACAUCCCGUGCGGGACAUUUGAACGCUAAUGACUGGAAAACCAAUGCUGCUGGUUUUAAGGUGAGCCAUCUCUACGGAUUUGGAUUGAUGGAUGCAGAAGCCAUGGUGAUGGAGGCGGAGAAGUGGACCACUGUUCCCCAACAGCACGUGUGUGUGGAGAGCACAGAUCGACAUAUCAAGACGAUUCGCCCCAACAGUGCGGUGCGCUCCAUCUACAAAGCUUCGGGCUGCUCUGAUAACCCUAACCACCAUGUCAACUACCUGGAGCACGUAGUUGUGCGCAUUACCAUCACCCACCCUCGGAGGGGAGACCUGGCCAUCUACCUGACUUCACCCUCAGGAACCAGGUCUCAGCUUUUGGCCAACAGACUAUUUGAUCAUUCCAUGGAAGGAUUUAAAAACUGGGAGUUCAUGACCAUUCAUUGCUGGGGAGAACGAGCUGCAGGUGACUGGAUUCUUGAAGUUUAUGAUACUCCUUCUCAGCUGAGGAACUUCAAGACUCCAGGUAAAUUGAAAGAGUGGUCUUUGGUCCUGUAUGGCACCUCCGUACAGCCGUACUCACCCACCAAUGAAUUUCCUAAAGUUGAACGUUCCCGCUACAGCCGAGUGGAAGACCCCACAGAUGACUACGGUACAGAAGACUAUGCAGGUCCCUGUGAUGCUGAGUGCAGUGAGGUUGGCUGUGAUGGGCCGGGACCAGACCACUGCAAUGACUGUUUGCACUACUACUAUAAGCUGAAAAACAACACCAGGAUCUGUGUCUCCAGCUGCCCCCCUGGCCACUACCACGCUGACAAGAAGCGAUGCAGGAAGUGCGCCCCCAACUGUGAGUCCUGCUUUGGAAGCCACGGUGACCAGUGCGUAUCCUGUAAAUAUGGAUACUUCCUGAAUGAAGACACCAGCAGCUGUGUUACUCACUGUCCUGAUGGGUCAUAUCAGGACACCAAGAAAAAUCUUUGCCGGAAAUGCAGUGAAAACUGCAAGACAUGUACUGAACUCCAUAACUGUACAGAAUGUAGGGACGGAUUAAGCCUGCAGGGAUCCCGGUGUUCGGUCACCUGUGAAGAUGGACAGUACUUCAACGGCCAGGACUGCCAGCCCUGCCACCGCUUCUGCGCCACCUGUGCUGGGGCAGGAGCUGAUGGGUGCAUUAAAUGCACUGAGGGCUACUUCAUGGAGGAUGGGAGAUGCGUGCAGAGCUGUAGUAUCAGCUAUUAUUUUGAGCACUCUUCAGAGAAUGGUUACAAAUCCUGCAAAAAAUGUGAUACCAGCUGUUUGACAUGCAAUGGCCCAGGGUUCAAGAACUGUACAAGCUGUCCCAGUGGGUAUCUCUUAGACUUAGGAACAUGUCAAAUGGGAGCGAUCUGCAAGGAUGGAGAAUAUGUUGACGAGCAUGGCCACUGCCAGACCUGUGAAGCUUCAUGUGCCAAGUGCUGGGGGCCAACCCAAGAAGAUUGCACUGGCUGCCCCGCCACAAGGAUUUUUGAUAACGGUCGCUGCGUUUUGAGCUGUCCUUCACAGAAAUUUGAGUUUGACAACCAGUGCCAUCCAUGCCACCACACUUGCCAAGGAUGCCAAGGAAGUGGGCCUUCCAACUGCACCUUCUGUGGAGCAGACAAGCAUGGCCAGGAGCGCUUCUGGUACCUGGGGGAAUGUCGACAGAGCUGCCCAGCAGGCCACUACCCUGCAAAGGGGCACACCUGCCUGCCCUGCCCAGACAACUGUGAGGUUUGCCAUAGUCCACAGAUCUGCACGAGAUGCAUGAGCGGCUACUUCCUGUUGCCCACCAACCACACCUGCCAGAAAUUGGAGUGUGGGCAAGGUGAAGUCCAAGAUCCAGAUUAUGAAGAAUGUGUGCCAUGUGAGGAAGGAUGUCUGGGCUGCAGCGUGGAUGAUCCAGGAACCUGUAUAUCAUGUGCUACCGGUUAUUACAUGUUUGAGCACCGUUGUUAUAAAACCUGUCCUGAGAAGACCUACAGAGAAGAAUCAGGAUGCAAAGCAUGCGACACGCACUGUGGCAGCUGUGACCAGCGUGCGUGCUACUGGUGUGAGGAGGGCUUCUUUCUCUUCGGUGGCAGCUGCGUGAGGGAAUGUGUUCCUGGCUUCUACGGUGACCAAGACAUGGGGGAAUGUGAGCCCUGCCACCGAGCCUGCAAAACCUGCACUGGCCUUGGCUACGACGAGUGCAGCAGCUGCCGAGAGGGGCUGCAGCUGCUGCAUGGGAUGUGUGUGCGUCCUGCCCAGACCCAGGUGCAAGGCAAGUCCUGGAAAGCAGCUGUGCCCACUGCAAGCCCAUCUUUGAUGAAGACCCUGCUACAGGAGCGACGAAGGUGGAAGGUUCAAAUCAAAAGAGACAUCUGGGGCAGAUACCAACCUUGUGAUUCUUCUUGUAAAACCUGCAAUGGAUCUGCGACUCUGUGCACUUCAUGUCCAAAAGGUGCGUUUCUGGUGGAUCAGACCUGUGUUUCCUCCUGUCCCCAAGGCACUUGGCCCUCAGUGAGGAGUGGCACCUGUGAGACCUGUGCAGAGGGCUGUGCCUCCUGCUCAGGAACCAAUCGAUGCAAAGAGUGCCAGACUCAGCUGGACCAGCCCCUCUUCCUCCAUGAAGGCAGAUGCUACACCAAGUGCCCCGAGGGCUUUUAUGCAGAAAAUGGCAUAUGUGAGCACUGUAGCUCUGCUUGCAGAACCUGUGAAGGAAAUGCCACCAACUGCCACUCCUGUCACGCAGGCUUCGUCCUGGGUCACGGAGUGUGCCGGGAAACCUGCCCCGAGAGGCACGUGGCUGUGGAAGGUGUGUGCAAACAUUGCCCAGAGAUGUGUCAGGACUGCAUCCAUGAAGAAACAUGCAAAGAGUGCAUGCCUGACUUCUUCCUGCACAACGACAUGUGCCUCCAGGCCUGUCCCCCAGGCUUCUAUGAGGACUCGCGCCAGUGUGUCCCCUGUCAUGAAGACUGCCAGGAGUGCAAUGGCCCAAAAGCUGACGACUGCGAGCUCUGUGCGGAGUCUUCCUUGGUCCUCUAUGACGGGCUGUGUCUGGAUGAGUGCCCAGCAGGAACAUAUCAUGAGAAAGAGACUAAGACGUGCCAAGAUUGCCACACGUCCUGCCGGACCUGCUCAUCUCCUGGGACCUGCACGACCUGCCCAGAGGGCCUGAAGAUGAACAGACAUGGCAGCUGCGUGGCUCACAAGGAGUGCGCGCCCAUCGAGUACUGGGAUGAGGAGACCCACGAGUGCAGGCCAUGUCACUCCAAGUGCUACCACUGCACUGGGCCAGCCGAGGACCAGUGUCAUACCUGCCCAAGGGAAAGCCUUCUUCUCAAUACUACUUGCGUGGAGGACUGCCCAGAGGGGUACUACGCCGAUGAGGACAGCCACCGGUGUGUCCCCUGCCACAGUUCUUGCAGGACGUGUGAAGGGAGACACAGCAUGCAGUGCCUCUCCUGCCGAUCAGGCUGGCUCCAGCUGGGAAAAGAGUGCCUACUCCAGUGCAGGGAAGGAUACUACAGAGAAAACUCCACCGGCCAGUGUGAGAGGUGCAACAAGAACUGCAGGGCCUGUCAGGGCCCACGGCCCACGGACUGCCUGUCCUGCGAUACGUUUUUCUUUCUGCUGCGCUCCAAGGGAGAGUGUUACCGCACCUGCCCAAAGCAUUACUAUGCAGAACAAAGCACGCAGACCUGUGAGAGAUGCCACCCGACUUGUGAUACGUGCAAAGGAAAAGGAGCAUCAAGUUGCUUAUCCUGUGUGUGGAAUUACCAUCUCAUGGGAGGAAUCUGCAAUUCAGACUGUCUUGUUGGGGAAUACAGAGUGGGAGAGGGAGAGAAAUUUACCUGUGCAAAGUGUCACGAGAGCUGCAUGGAAUGCAAGGGACCUGGCGUCAAGAACUGCACCACGUGCCCUGCCAACCUGCUUCUGAACAUGGACGACAACCGCUGCCUCCGGUGCUGUAACGCCUCCGAUCCCGCUGACGCCCAUGAGUGCUGUGACUGCGAGGACACCACUGAUGAGUGCAUCCUUCGAAGACGUGAGGUGGGACCUGCGGCUGAGAGUUCCAAGCCGGCCCUGUUUAUCAGCUCCUCCGUCAUGCUGCUGCUGCUGCUUGGGACGACCGCGGUCAUCUGGAAGAAAUCUCGGGGCCGGGGCCGGCCAGCAGAAAAGGCUGGCUAUGAGAAGCUGGCGGAGCCUACCCGGUCUCACUCGUCCCGGACGAGCAGCUACCUAGAGAGCACUAGCUUUGAAGAGGAUCAGGUGAUCGAGUACAGGGACCGGGACUAUGAUGAGGACGAUGAUGAUGACAUCGUCUACAUGGGCCAAGACGGCACCGUCUACCGGAAAUUUAAGUAUGGGCUGCUGGAAGACGACGAUGACGAUCAGCUGGAAUACGACGAUGAGAGUUACUCCUUCCGGUAA